AUUGCAGGACGUGGCAGAGAAAAGCUUCUCUGUGUCCAGCCCAUGUUGGGCUCAGGCACUCUUUGUGAACCAUAAAAGCUGUAGGCUGGGAAAGGCUCAUGAGUGCCAGCCCUCUUCCUGAGCCAAGCAGGCCCCAAUAAGCCACCAAUGUCUAUGCAGGAGCUUGAACUUCUCUGAUAAUGCCAGGAGUUACCAAGGGUCCCCUCUCAACCCUGAGCUUGCUUUACCGCUUGAAGCUGAAUUCUAGGGUCUUGGAGGAGAGAAGGGGUGGAAGAGAUGGGGUUCCAGAAGUUUUCUGGCCAUCCGAUGCCUGAAACAUGGUUAGCUCAGACACCUGGGUCUCUAGGGAGUAGGUCACCAUGGUCCCCUGAACCCACCCCUAGACGAGGCCUUCUUUAAGGAUUCUGUCUUGGGUCUAGGGUGCAGGACACCGAGGUUAGGAGAGAUAGAGAGGGCAGGGACUCAAAGGAAAUGCAAAUGUCUGUACUUCUCUUAGAAAGUGGCCCAGAAGAUUUCCAAGGACGAGUACACUGUAAAAACAAACAUCUUAAAACCCUUUAAUUGUACCUGUAGAACCACCUCUGGUUUCAGGGUCCUGGAGUCUAGGAAGCCAUCCAUGCUUUUGAGGGCCCAGGAGGAAGGGUUAGAUGCAGGCAAAGCCCUAAAGCAGAGCUGAGGGAGAUCCGGUGGCAACAGCUGCUCCCCAGCCCUUCUGAGGGCGGGGUGGCUCCCGCUCAUCUGCUGUCCCCUGUCAUCCCCCACACCCUGUCCAGCCUUAGCAGCCUCCAGUUGUGGGACAGGACCUCACCCACUCUUCCCUGCAGGCAGCUGGCAUCAGGGCUGAGUACUCUGGAGGGGCAGGUGGAGCCCUGGGAGCUCUGGAGGGAGGUAUCGCUUUGGCUUCUCAUAAGGAGUCCUGGAGAAUCUUCAUGUAGUACCAAGAUUUCGGCUAGACUGCCUGAAUUUGCAGUUCAAGGAGGGGGGCUGAGACCAGCUUCCUUUGUGAAGCCCUGAAGGAGCAAGGGACCUCAAAUUUUUGCCCUACCCAUAUCCUGCCAAGCCCCAACACUGCACUUGGUCAGCCAUCUUUCCUCCUGGACUUCUCUGCCUCUCUCAAGCUGGAUGGUAAACCUCUCCCUUCCUGGAGGUGGGAGCAUCCCUCCGAGCUGGAUAAAACCCCAAAUGGAGGAGUGCAGUGUAGGCACAGCCUUGGCAUGGCCCUCUGGCUCCUCACUCUCUGUUGGCUCCGUGGCCAACCCUGUGGAUGCAUCUCUAACAGGCCAUGCCAGUGGGUUGGGUCUGCACCGGAGAAGGCGGACCACAUUCAGCAGAGGGCAGCUGCUGGAGCUGGAGCGGGUGUUUGCAGCACGGCCCUACCCUGACAUUGGCACUCGUGAGCAUCUGGCCCGGGUGACCUGCCUUCCCGAGGCCAAGAUACAGGUGUGGUUCCAGAAUCGGCGGGCCAAGAGAAUCAAGAACAGAAAGCCAGGAGGCCUAAGCCCUAGGCCUGAAACCCCCUAUAGACCCCAUUCUCUUCCAGAUACCCCCCAGCAGCCCUGGGAGCCCCGAACACUAGGCCGGCUCCCACUCCCCAGCAGCACGCCUCGGUGCACCACAGGGUGUCGGCAUGCCUGCUGUCCGGCUCCAGGCCUGGGGCCAGGGCAAGGCUGGGUGGGGGUUCAAGCUGCAGUUCCACUGGGGUCAGCUGGGGCUGCAGGGGCCCACCUUUCCUCAGAGCAAGGUACUCCCCAGACCUCACUGGGCAGCCUGUCUGACCUCAUCUAUGCCUCGGCCGUUGUGACCAACACGGACCACUCCUAAUCUAGGUCCAGGACCCGCAACCCCCCACCUCUAGCUCCUGUAGCCCCCCUUCCCCUUAGGACCGAACACAUCAGAAGUGGAUCCCUGCACCCCUUCUUUCACACAAGGGUGCUCUCUUACAGAAAGGAAGUUUAGCUCAGGGAUCUCUCCCUCCCGCUGUUGCAGGCCAGCCUAGAUGUGAGUCCUACGGAGAGACUGCUACCCAGGACCCUGCACCUCCUGGGACAUAUGUCCAUCGUCUUGGCAGGAAGUACCCUCAGAGGGAUGAGGCUUGGGGCCAUGUUCUCCAGUUCUCCUACCAGAUCUGGUUCCCAGGGCUUCUCACCCAAGCCAGACACCUCCUCCCUGCAAGAGAACGGGCAGCUGCCUUUGACCUUCAGACCAGCAACUAACUGCUAAGUGAGUGAGGAGAUGAGAGUGUGCUGAUCCUAAUUCUAGACUGUAAGGGACCAGCCCUUUCAAAGUUGAGGGUCUCUCCUGACCUUCUACCACCUGGACAAAUUAAAUCCAAACCAUGGAUCUGAAGAUGAAGCGAUAUUCAAGUAAUAAAGUAGAAAUAGGAGCUUGGAGCUUAUAGUGGUUUAAUUUUCAUCAAGAUCAGGCUGGCUGCCCUCCCAUCUGAGGUUGUGGAGACAACCUGCUGGAUUUAGGAUGGUGGGGGGGAGUGAAGGCAGCAGCAGGGUUUCGGUAUCAGGUCAUCUGUAAUACCAACUCAUCUCCAAAUAAAACCCUGUCUCUGUACUUUAAUCUGGAUUGUUGUGUAAUGAAAAUGAACAGGGCAGGGACGGGCUGUUUGCUUUUGAAAUUUAUCUCCAUCACCUAAUCCCUAAAUAGGCUGGGUGGGAGGUAUUACUCAGGCUUCUGCUGGGAUUAGUUAAGAGGGACAGUUAAUUGAAGGGUUUAGGGCUCUUCAGACCCUGUGGCAGGGAACCUCUGCUGGCAACCCGGCUCCAGAUCCCACUCCUUGGGGCCAAUCCAGCUGCCUCAACUGCUGGGGCUGCUCUGCUUCAGAGAAAAAGCAUGGAGUCUGCAAUCAGAUUCAAAUCCUGACUUUGCUAUGUAACCUUGCAACUCUUUCACAGUCUAUGAGCCUGAAAGUGGGAAUAAUACCAGUCUCUUCCCCACUUUGGAAGUGAGAGCAAUAAUGUACGUGAAGGGUUCCACAUGUCACACACGUGGAAGCUCUCAACACAACCCAGUUCCCUUCUGCUCGCAGUACAGCAGCCACGAGGAACUGGGGAGGCCCCACACUUCCUGUUCCUCCGGCCUCCUGCCAACACUCCCAUUUCUCCCUGGGAAGCCCUGGACCCAGCCUGUACCAGAGACAGCCUGGUCCAGUGAGGCAGAGGAAGUGGCUGAGGGGAGACAGAAUUCCAUUUUCUAUGAUGAGAACAGGAGACCAUCACCCGAGUCCUGUUUCCAACUGUGCCCCCGCAGACUGCAACUGCCUUGCACAGUGGCCAUUUGCUUGGCGGGAACUAGGCCGGUUACCUCUCCAUCCCCGGGAGCUAG
Messenger RNA from Artibeus jamaicensis (Jamaican fruit-eating bat), 3333 nucleotides. RefSeq names its product SEBOX homeobox (gene SEBOX). NCBI's taxonomy places the organism in Eukaryota, Metazoa, Chordata, Mammalia, Chiroptera, Phyllostomidae. Gene Ontology annotation, molecular function: DNA binding. The coding region runs from base 1123 to 1821 and encodes 232 amino acids. The transcript has 3 exons. The record is from RefSeq and is a predicted model, not a curated record.